Microthlaspi erraticum is the source of this 429-nucleotide messenger RNA. The record is from the annotation of a GenBank genome assembly. NCBI's taxonomy places the organism in Eukaryota, Viridiplantae, Streptophyta, Magnoliopsida, Brassicales, Brassicaceae.
AUGGCGGCCAUUAAUUCCACCGGUUACGCCUUGUCCGCUUCGAUUGCCCACUGCGUCUAUAUUAAUCUUCACCCAUCUCCAGUGGUCAUGGUUUCCGGUAACCCUAGCGCUCUGCCGUUCUGUGCUUUCCAAGAUUUGCUCUUCGGUCCGGUUGCGGAUAGCAUCACGAAGAAGACGAAGAUGGCGAUGAAUGCGGAGGAAGAUUUCUGUACCAUGAGGAAGGUGACGAUGCCGAGGAAGAUCGUCAGCGGUUUAGAAGGAGGAGACGGAGAUGUAGACGAAUCGAGCAAAUCCGACGUUCCUCAAUCGCAUCCGCUUGAGCAUUCGUUGACUUUCUGGUUCGAUAAUCCUUCUGUUAAAUCGAGACAGACCACUUGGGAAAGCUCCUUGCGAUCCGUCUUCACCUACUCCACCGUCGAAGAAUUCUAG